UUUGAGUGCAAGCCCCAGUAUGGUUUGUUUGCUCCAGUGCACAAGGUGACCCGUUUGGUGGGUGGCGUGUCCACCCCUAGCCCAAGGACACUGGGUAGCACCAGCCUUCGUAUGUCCCGGGAACGCAGCGGCAGUCAGGAGUCAGUUAGCUCCAUCAGCUCCACAGCCUCAAGUGUGUCUCGUAGUCGAGUGAGACUAGGAGUGACGGCUUUAAGCAGCCAGCACAAGACAGGACAGAGACCCGGAACGCUAAACAUAUCAGCCACCACUUCAGCACUACAGAAAGCCUUAAAAGAGAAAGAGGAGCAUAUUGAGCAAUUGUUACGGGAACGAGAAUUGGAACGAUCUGAGGUGGCAAGGGCCGCCGCAAAAGUGGACCAGGCGGAGGGAGAUUUGGCUGUGAUGCGGUCAGAGCACGACAGGUUCAAGGACUCGGCCGAUGAUGCCCUGGUCAAGUGGAAGAACAUUGCCCAACAGUUUGAGCGUAAGAACCAUGACUUGGAGAACGAGCUGGAGGAUCUACGGAGGAAAACAGAAGACCUUCAGUUUCAAAUUGAGGAGGAAGUCGUGGGGAAGGACGACCUGGAGACCAAAACUGAAGAAGAAGAGGCCAAGCUGCAGGAAAUGGAAGCCAAAAAUAAGCAAAUGCUAGAAAAAUCCCAAACUAUAGAGAAAGAAUUGACUGAAGCCAGAGGGAAGGUGGAGGACUAUGAGAGUCAGCUUAAAGUUUCUGAGGACACACAGACCAUGUACCUUGACCAGAUAGAUGAACUGACCCACAAGUUGACCCAAGCAGAGAACAAAAUUACAUCAUAUGAAGCCACUAAACUGGAAGAGGGGGCAAAGACAUCACCUCUAACCCCUGCAGCACCAGAAACGGUAAGUGUGGUCGAGGUAUUGUAAGUCAUGAUAAUAAAUAAUAAUAAUAAUAAUAAUAAUAAUAACAACAACAACGCUGUGUAACAAAUUUUUUUUUUGGGGGGGGGGAU
Messenger RNA from Octopus bimaculoides (California two-spot octopus), 989 nucleotides. RefSeq names its product CAP-Gly domain-containing linker protein 1. Gene Ontology annotation, cellular component: cell cortex; nucleus; microtubule plus-end. Gene Ontology annotation, molecular function: microtubule plus-end binding. Gene Ontology annotation, biological process: cytoplasmic microtubule organization. Lineage: Eukaryota; Metazoa; Mollusca; Cephalopoda; Octopoda; Octopodidae. The record is from RefSeq and is a predicted model, not a curated record.